GCAGUGUCAUUAUCAAAAUUGAUGAACAAUUUUUGGACAAAAUGGAAAAUAUACCAAUUAAUUUAGGGCUUUCGCGUGGCCGCGGUCGCGGAAUAAGGAAACUACUGGAAGGCAAUAGUGCCCUUUCCAGUCAAUUGGGACUAUGCUCUCAAUCUGCGGAGAGCGUGCGAGGAACUAUUUCAGAUCGCCAAGAAAUAAAUUUGAGUGAAAAUGUGCGUGGCCGUGGUCGCGGUCGCGGAAUAAGGAAACUGCUGGAAGGCUAUAGUGCCCCUUCCAGUCAAUUGGGACUAGGCUCUCCAUCUGAGGAGAGCGUGCGAGAAACUAUUUCAGAUCGCAAAGAAACAAGUUGGACUGAAAAUUCUCAGGGUUCAUGCUGUUCAAAAAAUGCGCCAGCUCGUGCACCUGAGCCUGAGCGCUCUGAAGUAGUUGCAGGUGAUCACGGCUUCGUACGUGGCCAUCGGGUAAUUACUGAAAUCGGCGGAGGAUUUGGAAAUAAAUCGGGCACUUCUGGCUCUAAAAUAACGGUGCAAGCCAAUUACUUUAAGGUCAUGAAGCGCCCUGAAUGGACUAUUUUCAAAUACCACGUUGAUUUUAUCCCGGACAUUGAUAACACACGCUUGCGUCGCGCCUAUUUGAACGAGCAUCGCACCAAGCUAGGUGGUUACAUUUAUGACGGAAGUAUUCUGUUCUGCACCAGGGAGUUUAGAUGCGAUCCGAACAAUGUUUAUGCCCUGGAGUUUGUGACAACAAAUCGAGCCCUCGAACAUAUCCAGAUUAAAAUCAAGAAAGUUGGCGCUGUUGAAAAGGCCGAUGCUCAGCAGUUCCAAAUCCUGAAUUUGAUUCUUCGUCGGGCUAUGGAGGGAUUGAAGCUAGAACUUAUAACGCGCAACUUUUUCGACCCUUUGACAAAGUUUAAAUUGGAUAACUACAACGUGGAGAUUUGGCCUGGUUUUCAAACUUCUAUUCGUCAGCACGAAACUGACAUUCUAUUGUGCACUGAAAUCGUUCAUAAAGUAAUGAGAACUGAGUCAUUGUACGACAUAUAUUCGAAUUUAUCGUGCACUUGCGAAGAUCAUAAACAGCUUUUUCGUGAUGAAGUAUGUGGAAUGGUGGUGCUGACGGACUACAAUAAUAAGACGUAUCGUGUAGACGAUGUGGAAUACGGUGCCACUCCAUUGUCCACGUUCUCCAGUAAGGAAGGAGAUAUUUCAUAUGUUCAGUAUUAUAAAAAGCGCUAUAACAUCACCAUACGCCACUAUGAACAACCGCUUCUUGUGUCUCGUCCCACCGAUAAGAACAUACGGGGAGGAUUGGACCAACCUAUUAUGUUGAUCCCAGAGCUGGCACGGGCUACUGGCAUGAACGAUGCAAUGCGGUCUAAUUUCAGGUUGAUGAAAGCAAUGAGCGAACAUACCCGAUUGCCACCUGGGCGUCGCAUUGAGCGCCUGCUUCAAUUCAAUAACCGCUUGGAGGCAUCGCCGCAGAGUCUUGAAGUUUUGACAUCGUGGGACUUAAGUCUAGACAAGAAACUGGUGGAGAUACCCGCUCGCGUUCUGCACCCAGAGAUAAUUUUGUUAGGCAACAAUAAGCAAUACACUUGCGAUAAUCGCGCUGAUUGGACUGGCGAGUUCCGCAACAACAUGAUGUAUAGACACGUCGACAUUACGCGUUGGGCGGUUGUAACACCAAGACGGAAUAUUGGCGAAACCAAAGAGUUCGUGAAUUAUUGCAUUCGUGCAGGUAGCGGCAUGAAAAUGUCAAUCCGCGAACCUUUUUACGAAGAGGCAUGGGCAGAUUGUAAUGAGUCGUAUACCCAGGCACUCGAUAGAGCUACAUCGGCGGACCCUCAGAUUGUGAUGGUAGUGCUGAAGACCAGCAACGAGCAAAGGUAUGCCUCCAUUAAAAGACGGACUUGUGUGGAUCGUCCGGUGCCAUCACAAGUAGUCACCUUGAAAGUUAUUGCCCCACGCCAAGAGAAAAGAGGCGGGCUCAUGUCAAUCGCCACUAAAGUCGUAAUUCAAAUGAACGCAAAAUUGAUGGGAACCCCGUGGAUGAUCGACUUGCCGCUGAACGGCCUAAUGACUGCCGGCUUCGAUGUCUGCCAUUCAACGAGGAAAAACAAGUCGUAUGGCGCCCUCGUGACCACCAUGGAUAUGAAGACCUCAGGACGUUACUUUUCGGCGGUUACUGAGCAUGUGAAGGGUCAGGAGUUGUCGGAUCAGAUGGCUCUGAACAUGACACUGGCUUUAAAGGCAUACCGGGAACACCACGGUUUGUUGCCGGAACGCAUUCUCUUCUACCGCGAUGGCGUUGGUGAUGGCCAAAUCCAUCAGGUUGCCAACAUCGAAGUGAAACUGCUGAAGACCAAACUGGACGAGAUUUACAGGUCAGCCGGCAAGCCGGAAGGUUGCCGCCUGGCGUUUAUGAUCGUAUCUAAGAGAAUCAAUACUCGAUAUUUUGUGAACAACCUCAACCCUCCUCCAGGCACUAUUGUAGAUGACAUUAUAACCCUUCCAGAGCGCUACGAUUUCUUCCUGGUGUCGCAGUCCGUGCGCCAAGGCACCGUAUCACCAACGCACUAUAGCAUUAUUCAUGACAAUAUGGGACUUUCACCCGACAAGUUGCAAAUGCUGUCCUACAAAAUGACACACUUGUACUAUAAUUUCUCGGGAGCUUGUAGAGUACCAUCUGUCUGCCAGUAUGCACACAAGCUGGCAUUUCUCGUCGCCGAAAGCAUUAAUCUUGCUCCUUCGCCCGGCUUAGAGAACCAGCUGUACUUCCUAUAGAAGCGUUGGACCAACACGUACAUAAAGACUUCGCACAAUCAUGGAAUUUAUUUUGACCAAUGAAUAAAUAGUGCCAAUGAAGCUGAUUAUUAUAAUAUUAUACAUACAAAAAUUUGAUUAUGUUUAUCCAUUCAAACCAUAAUAAUAAAAAGGAAAAACAUC
This is a messenger RNA of Scaptodrosophila lebanonensis, 2948 nucleotides long. RefSeq names its product protein aubergine-like. The transcript is spliced from 10 exons. The record is from RefSeq and is a predicted model, not a curated record. NCBI's taxonomy places the organism in Eukaryota, Metazoa, Arthropoda, Insecta, Diptera, Drosophilidae. Gene Ontology annotation, biological process: regulatory ncRNA-mediated gene silencing. Gene Ontology annotation, molecular function: protein binding; piRNA binding. Gene Ontology annotation, cellular component: P granule. The coding region runs from base 42 to 2786 and encodes 914 amino acids.